GCGCAGGCGCGGCAGGAGGAGCAGGAGCGGGGACGGCGCUGCCAGGCCCGGGCCCGGCGGCGGGCGCAGCUCCUUCCCGGGCCUGAGGGGCGGCUGCCAUGGGCAAGCGGGUGGCGCUGGUGCUCGCCGGCUGCGGCGUCUUCGAUGGCAGCGAGAUUCAUGAGGCGUCGGCGGCGCUGGUGCACCUGAGCCGCGGCGGCGCGGAGGUGAAGAUAUUUGCCCCCAAUAUUGAGCAAAGGGAUGUAGUCAAUCACCUAAAAGGAAGUCCAGCUGAAGAGAAGAGAAAUGUGUUAGUUGAAAGUGCCAGGUUGGCAAGGGGAAACAUUCAGGAUUUGGCUGAACUGAAAGCUAGUGAAUUUGAUGCUGUCAUUUUCCCUGGUGGUUUUGGUGUAGCAAAGAACCUGUGCUCCUGGGCUGUAGAUGGCAAGAACUGUACUGUCAAUGAGCAUGUGAACUCCACACUCCAAGCCUUCCACAGUGCUAAAAAGCCCAUUGGUUUGUGCUGUAUAUCACCAGUUCUGGCAGCCAAAGUCUUUCCUGGUUGUGAGGUUACAGUUGGUCAAGAUAAAAAUGUAGAUGGAAGAUUUCCUGAUGCUGAAACAGCAUCUGCUAUAACAGAGCUUGGAUGUAAGCACAUUUGCAAAAAUGUAAAUGAAUCCCAUGUGGAUAAAGCCAAUAAAAUAGUUACUACCUGUGCUUUCAUGUGCAAGGCUCCUCUGCAUGAAAUCUUUGAUGGAAUUGGAACAAUGGUGCAAGAAGUCCUGAAGCUUGCCUGACAGUCAGAAGUGUACAGACUUCUCCAAGGAAAUCGGUGUAGUGAAGCAUAAACAUGUAGCUUCCUUUGAUUGAAUUAAUAAAAUAAUGCAACUGCUGAACUUCA
This is a messenger RNA of Poecile atricapillus (Black-capped chickadee), 880 nucleotides long. RefSeq names its product glutamine amidotransferase-like class 1 domain-containing protein 3, mitochondrial. The coding region runs from base 99 to 776 and encodes 225 amino acids. NCBI's taxonomy places the organism in Eukaryota, Metazoa, Chordata, Aves, Passeriformes, Paridae. The transcript is spliced from 4 exons. The record is from RefSeq and is a predicted model, not a curated record.